This is a messenger RNA of Gigantopelta aegis, 3116 nucleotides long. RefSeq names its product SWI/SNF-related matrix-associated actin-dependent regulator of chromatin subfamily E member 1-like. The record is from RefSeq and is a predicted model, not a curated record. The transcript is spliced from 15 exons. NCBI's taxonomy places the organism in Eukaryota, Metazoa, Mollusca, Gastropoda, Neomphalida, Peltospiridae. Bases 108 to 1658 code for a protein of 516 amino acids. Gene Ontology annotation, biological process: negative regulation of DNA-templated transcription. Gene Ontology annotation, cellular component: SWI/SNF complex. Gene Ontology annotation, molecular function: nucleosomal DNA binding; nuclear receptor binding.
AUGCGCCACAGUAAGUAACAUCCGGGUGAAAAAUGGCUGGCGUUUGAUUGCGUGUAACAAAGGAUAGCUGUUUUGAGUGGUGCUGUGCAGACUAUCGUCUCUGAAACAUGGCACUUCCAAAUUUUAAGAGUUUGUCAUCUCCAGUAGCCCCGCGAUCCCGGUCCGGUCCAGGAACUCCGAAAGAUUCUGAUAAGGGUUCGUCCAACAGUCCGUUCGUCCAGUCAGCCCAUGGCCACCCAGCAUUCGUUCCAACUAAAGUUGGCUCAAAAUCGGCACCUGUUGACCCGCGCGUGCCGAAGCCACCCAAACCCCCGGACAAGCCCCUGAUGCCGUACAUGCGGUAUAGCCGAAAGGUGAGUAGGAAGGUGUGGGAGCAGGUGAAGGCCACGAACCCUGACCUCAAGCUGUGGGAGAUCGGGAAGAUCAUCGGAGGAAUGUGGCGUGACCUCAACGAAUCGCAGAAACAGGAGUUCAUUGAUGAGUACGAGUCCGAGAAGGCCCUGUACACCGAGGCUCUGAAAGCGUACCACAACUCGCCAGCGUACCAGGCAUAUGUCGCAGCCAAAAGUAAAGCUUCGUCGGACGCGGCCAUCGAAGAGGAGGAAGAGCGUGAGCGAUCUCGACAGUCGAGCCGAUCCGCAGCGCAGGCUAAGAUGGAGAUUCCAAGAAUCAGUAUCCAACCUGCGGAAGAUGAAGAUGACCCUGACGAUGGGUUCUCGGUAAAACACAUUUCUCAUGCGCGGUACAGCCGCAACCACCGCCUCAUCCACGAGAUAUUCAGCGAGUACGUCGUCCCCGACGUCAGGACCGUGGUGACUGCUGGCCGAAUGAGUGUCUUGAAGAGACAGGUCCAGUCUCUGACCAUGCACCAGAAAAAACUGGAGGAGGAGCUACAGACGAUAGAGGAGCGACACGAGGUCAAGAAACGAAAGUUCAUCGAGUCGAGCGAGCUCUUCCACAAACAACUCAAGAAGUUAUGCGAGAGUAAGCCUCAGGUGACGGAGGACAUGUUCAACGUAAUGGUCCAGAAGGCGAAGGACGACCUCAAGCAGCGACAUCAGCAGCUACUACAGCAGCAGGAGGAGGAGAGGAAGAAACAGAGUGAGAAGGAGGAGGAAGGAAGGAAGAAGCUGGAGGAGGCGAGGAAGAAUGAAGUGCCAACAGAGAUUUCGGAACAACCGAUGGAGGAAGACGUAACACAGCAUAAUUCUGUGCCGACUCAGGAAGUGACAGAUUCUGAGACUCCCACCACAAAGAUGGAUGUAGAGCAAGGGCAGACAAGCGAGACACCUAAACCAGAUGACAGCGAAUCACAGGACACGAUUAUUGAGGAUUCCAGCAGUAAGCCGGAUUCGGACGAUGCAGAGAAAGCCGACACUCCUGCAGCUCCUGACCUGACGGCCGCACCAACACUGCAGCAGGACGGGAAACAACCGUCGUCCGAGGAGAUGUUGCAGAACCAGAAAGAUAACAGUCCACCAGCUUUAGAGAGGAUCAAGAUGGACCAGACGCCAGACGAACAAGAGCAGAUAUCGGAGAAACCCUGCCCACCAUCUUCAGAGACAUCAAGUGUCAGUGAUCAGAGUCAGGAGAAGACAACUCUGUCUGAAGAGACAACGGAAGAUGAAGCUAAAGAAACUGAGAAAUCUGAUGUGUGAACAAGAUGAAUUUGUAGUUGAUCUGGACGGCUUUCAGCUAAAUGAAUAAAACUCAUGGAUUUAUAAUUGCUCUGAGUCACCAAGGUGGUCGAGUGACAGAGCUCAGCGGAGUAACUAACGGGAAUUCAUGUCAACGAGUUCUAAGAAAUGUUAAAUUCAUCUGAAUGAGAUAAGCCUACAAUCUUUGAAUUCAGCUGAAUUAACGAGUUUUUUAAAUAACCAUAUUCAACUGAAUUAACGAGUUUUUUAAAUAACCAAAUUCAACUGAAUAACUGCAUGUAAUGAAUGACCCGAGUUUAGUUGAAGGACUGCAUUUAGUUGAAGGACUCAGUUUAGUUGAAUGACUGAAUUUUAUUGAAUGACCAAUUGCAUAUGAUAUUUCAAAGGCCAUCUCAUGUCCUGUCCAUUACUUCUAAUGCCAAAUGUAGCUGGUUUCAUCUGCAGACUAUGUUGGAAUUAUCAAAUGUUUGACAUCCAAUAGCAGAUUGUUAUAUUGUGUCUUGCCAUUACAUAUGUACAUACAUCACAUGAAGACAUCUUUUCUCUUGCAACUUUAUUUCGCAUCCGAAUUUUACGACACUUCAUAUAUAGCAACAGAAUCAGGACAUCUUGAAUGGCGAGAUCAUUUACAGCUUGUAUAUUAAUCAAUGUGCUCUAGUGGUAUCAUUAAGUAAAACAAACUUUAACUUUAUGUUGUGUCCUCCUCCUAGAUCUAAUUGGUCAGUGUGGCAUAAAGUGCAUAUAGAAAAUCUAAUGAAAGAAUGCAGCAGUGGUCACUAUUACAUUGUAUAACUAUUUCAGUCAUCACUGUAUUACAUUGUAUGACUAUUUCAGUCAUCACUAUAUUACAUUGUAUUAACAAUACAUAUGAGUGAAUAUUUCAGUCAUCACUAUUACAUUGUAUGACUAUUUCAGUCAUCACUAUAUUACAUUGUAUUAACAAUACAUAUGAGUGAAUAUUUCAGUCAUCACUGUAUUACAUUGUAUGACUAUUUCAUUCAAUCACUGUAUUACAUUGUAUGAAUAUUUCAGUCAGCACAGUAUUACAUUGUAUGAAUAUUUUAGUCAUUGCUAUAUUACAUUGAAUGAAUAUUUCAGUCAGCACAAUAUUACAUUGUAUGAAUAUUUCAGUCAGCACAAUAUUACAUUGUAUGAAUAUUUUAGUCAUCACAGAAUGACACUGUAUGAAUAAUACAUUAUCAGCGGUCAAAAUUGGCUACAAAUUCUGCCGGACCGAAUGAAAACCUGUGGGUCCAAACAUGAUACCAAAGAAUAAGUAUAAAAUAAUUGACCAGCGGGACAGCAGGCAAAACGAUCUCCAGGCCUGUGGUGAUGUUAACCGGCAAAACGAUCUCUAGGUCUGUGGUGAUUUUAACUGGCAAAACGAUCUCCAGGUCUGUGGUGAUGUUAACCGCAAUAUUUCGACCACUGAUUAUGUGAAUAAAUGAGGUCAUCACA